Messenger RNA from Xiphophorus hellerii (green swordtail), 1396 nucleotides. RefSeq names its product tRNA phosphotransferase 1 (gene trpt1). The transcript is spliced from 7 exons. The record is from RefSeq and is a predicted model, not a curated record. Bases 195 to 866 code for a protein of 223 amino acids. Lineage: Eukaryota; Metazoa; Chordata; Actinopteri; Cyprinodontiformes; Poeciliidae. Gene Ontology annotation, biological process: tRNA splicing, via endonucleolytic cleavage and ligation. Gene Ontology annotation, molecular function: tRNA 2'-phosphotransferase activity.
GAAGUGGAAGCAAGCAGGAAGAUUGCUGAAUCUACUGACCAAAAUAAUAUGGGCGACUGCUUCUUAGAUAUAAUUAUAGAGCAGCGCUCACACUACUAAAUAAAGCGUAAAGUUGUCACGGUCAAAUGUAGAUUAAUUCAAUUAAUAACUCCUUCCCAAAUUUCCAGCACAAGGUCUGAUCUACCUGUAUUUUAAUGGACAGAGGAAGAGGAGGAAAAAGAGGAGGCAGAGGGAAGCGUAGUGAGGACAAAGAUGUUCAUCUGUCUAAAUCCAUGUCUUAUGUGCUACGUCAUGGAGCCACACAGAUGGGACUUCAAAUGACUACAGAUGGCUUCCUGUUUGUGGAGGACCUCCUGGCUCACCCACAGUUCCACUUGUACACAUUAGAAGACGUAGAGAGAGUCGUAUCCACAAAUGACAAGCAGCGCUUCAAGCUCCGCUCCCACCCAGAGGAUGGCCGGUUGCAGAUUCGAGCCAAUCAGGGACAUUCACUACAGGUUAUGGAUCUGGAGCUAAAACCAGUUCUAGCUGGUUCUCCCGAUUGCCCCGCCGAGGCCGUUCAUGGCUCCUACCUCCGCAACUGGCCAUCCAUUCAACAGCAGGGACUGAGCCGCAUGAAUAGGACUCACAUUCAUCUGUCAACUGGACUUCCAGGGGAUGAUGGUGUCAUCAGCGGCAUGAGGAAAAACUGUGACCUAGCUGUGUUUAUUGAUGUCCCCAGAGCUCUGGCUGAUGGUACCGAGUUCUUCUGGUCAGAGAAUGGUGUGUUGCUGACUGCAGGUGAUGCUGAGGGUAAACUCCGUCCUAAAUACUUCACCCGAGCCCUAAAACUCAAGCCUACAAGAUGCAUCCUUCCCCUGCAGUAAAAGCUGCUGUGCUUGAUGUUCUCACCAAGCUUGAAUCCAACUUUGCAGUAUGUUUUCUUGGUUUCCAAGACUACACAAGUUUUACAUUUCCUGUAAGUAACAGGAUGACAUACACUUGCAGCCCAAUUUUAUCUUCAUAAUAAAUACUUGACCAGAUAAAUAUAAGCUGACAUGGUACUUUUUUGUCUAUACUGUUCCUUACUAAAGUACUUGUGUCACAUGAUAGCCACAAAUUUUCACAUAUUUUCACAUAUUUUAUUGGGAUUUAAUGUGACAAAGUAAAGACGUGUAUAAGUAUGAGGUGGAGUGAAAAUGGUACAUGGUUUUCUAAUUACAAAUAUUCAAAUAAUUCAGCAUGUAUUUGUAAUUAGAACCCCGUGCUCUGAUACCCCUCAACCCACUGCCUUCAGAUUUAACCAAAGUUGUAGUAAUAAGAGAGCCUUUGUUGACACAGCAAACACAUGAAAGAAUGGUCUCAUGAAACCAAAGCUUUUCAUCAAAAUACUAGCAGCAUCUGCUGGUAAUGUUUU